AUGGGAGUAGUAUAAACUUGUAUUAAGUAAAGGAACUCUGCUCCCCAAAUUGAAUACAAUGUUCCUACUAUUAUAAAAAGAAAAUAUAUUGGAAAACACCCUCAUAAAUAAAAUAUUUUGAUUCCUCCACUUUCUCAAUUAGGUGAAUAUCAUGAAUCAUUAGAACAAUUAGAAUUAGCCUUAUAAGAAAAUAACAUUAAUUUUAGCAUUCAUAAAACAGCUACAUUUAAUAGUAGUAGUGUAAAUCGUUAAUCUAUUUAAAUGAAUCCUAACUUGAAUUUAUCUCUAAAUACUACAAUUCCAAAUACAUUUUAACCAUAAAUCAAUUAAAAUUUAUCUUUUUAAGAGCCACCUAAGUAGAGAGAUGAUGAAGCAAUUUAAAAAAAAUAAACUUUAAAAAAUUCUUAAUUUAAGAUGCGUGCAGAAGGAUAAGGAGAUAAAAAAGAAAAUUAUGUUAGAAGUCUUAGUAGUAAUUCAAAAGCUAAGAGAGCUUAAACUCCUAAUAAUGAUGAGUCAUCAAUAUCAUUAUAAUAAAGAGAUUCGGAAACUAACACUAAAAAAAGCAUUUUGAAAAAUAAACAACAAUUUAUAACUAAUUAACUAAAAAGAGGAGUCAGUUUAAGACAAUAAUAAUAAGCAAUCAAUGAUGAUACAUAAUCUCAAAGAACCUCAAAGAGUUAGAAAAGAGUUAAAUUCGAUCCAAAAAUAUUUAGACCUAAAAAUACUCACUUCUUUUAAUGA
Messenger RNA from Paramecium sonneborni, 741 nucleotides. Lineage: Eukaryota; Ciliophora; Oligohymenophorea; Peniculida; Parameciidae. The record is from the annotation of a GenBank genome assembly.